Notolabrus celidotus (New Zealand spotty) is the source of this 2842-nucleotide messenger RNA. RefSeq names its product phosphofructokinase, muscle b (gene pfkmb). The coding region runs from base 258 to 2765 and encodes 835 amino acids. The record is from RefSeq and is a predicted model, not a curated record. Lineage: Eukaryota; Metazoa; Chordata; Actinopteri; Labriformes; Labridae. The transcript has 27 exons. Gene Ontology annotation, cellular component: cytoplasm; membrane; 6-phosphofructokinase complex. Gene Ontology annotation, molecular function: ATP binding; fructose-6-phosphate binding; AMP binding. Gene Ontology annotation, biological process: fructose 6-phosphate metabolic process; canonical glycolysis; fructose 1,6-bisphosphate metabolic process.
GUUCAAUGGAGGCCGUCAACGCUCUUUUUUGCCCUAUUCAUCUUUGAAAAAGACGAGAGUGAGAAACGUCGAAAGAGAGAGGCUGGGCAGAGAUGAGGCCUCUGUGGACCCUGUUGAUUUCUUUCAAGCAGUGGGGGAGUGACAGGCAGUGACGGUGGGUACACAGCGUAACCUUUAAAGCGGAGCCACAGGAGCAUGACGGCCAGACUCCAAGAUCACACUCAGAAUGGUUCCCCAAGCCGAGGGGUGCUGUGAGGAUGUGGUACCUGGGUGUCAUCUGGGUGCUCUCUGUCACACUUCUGGCCAGUCUGGUGAUCUGGAUCAGAAGACAAGUUAAAGGUGGUGAUGAUGACCUCUCAGUACCUGAAUGCAACAACAAGACGCCCAGUCCUGAUCCAGCAGAGGAGGCUGCCAGCUCCAGCUCCAGGAAAAUGGCAGAGAAGGCUCCCAUUGACCCAACAAAGAUGGGGGAGGGCAGGGCCAUCGCCGUGUUGACAUCGGGAGGUGAUGCCCAGGGUAUGAAUGCAGCUGUGAGGGCCACAGUCCGAGUUGGACUUUACACCGGGGCCAAGGUCUAUUUUGUCCAUGAGGGCUACCAGGGUCUGGUGGAUGGAGGUGACAACAUUCGCGCUGCUACUUGGGAGAGUGUGUCAAUGAUGCUACAGCUGGGCGGGACUGUGAUUGGUAGCGCUCGCUGUCAGGAUUUCCGCACCAAAGAGGGACGCACCAAGGCUGCCUGCAAUCUAGUCAAGCUGGGCAUCACCAACCUGUGUGUGAUCGGAGGUGAUGGCAGUCUGACUGGUGCCAACCAGUUCAGAACAGAGUGGAGCGAGCUGCUGGCUGACCUGGUCGGAGCCGGCAAGAUCACUGAAAAUGAGGCAAAGAGCUCCUCCCUUCUCAACAUUGUGGGCAUGGUGGGCUCCAUUGACAACGACUUCUGUGGCACUGACAUGACCAUCGGCACCGACUCUGCCCUGCAUCGCAUCAUAGAGAUUGUAGAUGCCAUCACCACCACAGCACAGAGCCACCAGAGGACCUUCAUCCUGGAGGUAAUGGGCAGGCACUGUGGUUACCUGGCUUUGGUGACGGCUCUGGCCUGUGGUGCUGACUGGGUGUUCAUCCCUGAGAUGCCCCCAGAUGAGGGAUGGCAAGAUCAUUUGUGCAGAAGACUGAUUGACCAAAGAGGCCGUGGAUCCCGUUUGAAUAUUAUCAUUGUUGCAGAGGGAGCCAUUGAUCUCAAUGGUAAACCUAUCACAUGUGACCACAUCAAACAGUUGGUAUCAAAGAAGCUGGGCUUUGACACCCGCACCACUGUCCUGGGUCAUGUCCAGAGAGGAGGAACACCUUCUGCCUUUGACAGAAUCCUGGCCAGCAGGAUGGGGGUGGAAGCAGUGAUGGCUCUGCUGGAAGCUACACCAGACACUCCUGCCAGUGUGGUCAGCUUAUCUGGAAACAUGGCUGUCAGGCUGCCUCUCAUGGAGUGUGUGCAAGUGACUAAAGAUGUCACAGCAGCCAUGGCUGAGGGAAGGUUUGAGGAAGCUGUGAAGCUCAGGGGAAAGAGCUUUGAGAACAACUGGAACACGUACAAAAUGUUGGCUCAUGUGCACAUCCCAGAUACUAAGAGUAACAUCAACAUCGCCAUAUUGAAUGUUGGAGCUCCUUGUGCUGGAAUGAACGCUGCCGUUCGAUCAGCUGUCAGGAUCGGGCUCCUACAGGGCCACCAGAUGCUGGCAGUGCAUGACAGCUUUGAUGGCUUGGCUCAUGGAAUGAUUGAGCCCAUUGGUUGGUCUGGUGUGGCUGGAUGGACUGGAAAAGGGGGUUCCAUGCUGGGCACAAAGAGAUCCCUGCCAAAUGAGUUCAUGGAAGAGAUCAGUCUGAGCAUCACAAAGUUCAACAUUCAUGCUAUGGUCAUCAUUGGAGGCUUUGAGGCAUUUGUUGGCGGUCUGCAGAUGGUGCAGGCUAGAGAAAAGUACGAGGAACUCUGUAUUCCCCUUGUCGUUGUUCCUGCGACCGUCUCCAAUAAUGUUCCCGGAUCCGACUUCAGUAUUGGCGCUGAUACUGCUCUUAACACUAUUACUAUGACAUGUGACAGGAUCAAACAAUCUGCUGCUGGCACCAAGAGAAGAGUGUUCAUUGUUGAAACUAUGGGAGGAUACUGCGGCUACCUGGCAACUAUGGCUGGUUUGGCGUCUGGGGCCGAUGCUGCUUACAUUUAUGAGGAACCUUUCAACAUUCAUGAUCUUGAGGUGAAUGUGGAGCAUCUGGUGGAGAAGAUGAAGACCACAGUGAAAAGAGGACUCGUUCUCAGAAAUGAGAAAUGCAAUGCCAACUACACCACAGACUUUAUCUUCCAAUUGUAUACAGAGGAGGGCAGUGGUGUGUUUGACUGUAGAAAGAAUGUGUUGGGGCACAUGCAGCAGGGUGGAACACCUACUCCCUUCGACAGGAAUUUUGGGACAAAGAUGGGGAUUAAAUCUGUCUUAUGGUUGACUGACAAGCUAAAGGAAUGCUACAGACAUGGUCGUAUCUUUGCCAACUCUUCAGAUUCAGCCUGUGUGCUGGGCAUGAAGAAAAGAGCUUUGGUCUUCCAGCCUCUGGCAGAACUAAAAGAUCUAACUGACUUUGAACACCGCAUUCCAAAGAAGCAGUGGUGGCUAAAGCUGAGGCCCAUCCUGAAGAUUCUGGCCAAGUACAAGAUCAAUCUGGACACCUCUGAGAGGGCUGCGAUGGAACACAUCAUUAAGAAGAGAGGCGUAGUUCCCUAGUAGUUUCUCCAUGUGAUUGUUCUGUAAUAGUGUCAAAGCACUUUGUAAACUCUCUCUUUGACAAGUGCAAUAUUAAU